CCUUCCCCAUGGCCGCCUCGCCCUCCCUCCACGCCCCCCGCCUCCUCCCGCCGUCGCGGAACGGCAGCUCGGCGGGGACGGACUGGUGCCCGGUGCCCCCGAAGCAGCGGCCCGUGAACGAGUACGAGGCGCUGGCCGCGUCACUGCCCUUCUCCUGGGCGGCGGGGGACCUGGUGCUCUACUACUCCCGCCUCGCCUUCACGGGGGCAACCUUCGCGCUCUUCAUCGGCCUCCCCGUCGCGGCCUUCGGCGGCCGCGGGGGCGCCGGCGGCGACGCCCUGCACCUCGCGCUCGGGGCCACCGGCUCCGGCAUCCUCGCCGUCACGCUCGCCGUCGUGCGGAUGUACCUCGGCUGGGCCUACCUCGGGAACCGCACGCGCUAGCUGUCGCUGGUGGUGGAGGAUUUCUGUUCUAGAAUGGGAGGAGAUCGGGGGAAAGAACAACCUGAGACAUUCCCCUGCAGUUGACUCCGACGUGGUUCGCUGUGUUGACGCCGUCAUGACGCCGUCGGAGGAGAGCUCAGAUCCAAUCGCCCAGUAAGACACGGUUUAGAAUAAUAAUCGGGGUAAUAAUCUUUUAGAAAGGUAUUUAGCGGGAGGGUUAAAUAUAGGCUAUUUUUUUGGUGGGAACUUUUAGCGGAAGCUAAAUUUUUUUGGCGCAAAUUACACUACAUCUAAAUUAAGUGGUGGUAAAGUAAUUUUAUUGUUUUGAAAAAAGUAAUUAUUUUUAGAGGGAAUGUUCUAGUUCAGCUACAUCCAUAUUUUGAUAAAUCUGAGAAAC
Molecule: messenger RNA, 780 nt
Organism: Hordeum vulgare subsp. vulgare (domesticated barley)
Lineage: Eukaryota; Viridiplantae; Streptophyta; Magnoliopsida; Poales; Poaceae
Product: protein CONSERVED IN THE GREEN LINEAGE AND DIATOMS 27, chloroplastic-like
Exons: 1
Coding region: 9-383 (124 amino acids)
Source: RefSeq, a predicted model, not a curated record